AGUUCCGUCGCUAAGCACUCGCCUCCCGCACCGAUGCUCCGCGGAGCGCGCUGAGCACGUGGCUGCAACCUCCCUGUGAGCUGCCGCGGCGCGUGUGAUGGGCUAGCCGCCCAUGUACGCCAUGUGGCUCACGGCCGCCGCGGCGACGCUGCUCGCCAUCGCGGCUCUCGCUUCCCAAGACGGCGAGGCGUGGCAACGGGCGGCGCACGCGGCUAUCCGGCGGCGGCUGGAGGAGGCGGAGGCGGACGCGCGCGGGGGCAGUGCGCGGGCGCGCAACGUGGUGCUGGCCGUGGGCGACGGCAUGGGGCUCUCCACCGUCACCGCCGCACGCAUUCUCGCCGGGCAGCGCCUCGGAUCCUCCGGCGAGGACCACCACCUCACCUGGGACCGCUUCCCCGCCACCGCACUCGCCAGGACGUACAACGCUGAUGCGCAGACGGGCGAGUCUUCGGCGUGUGCGACGGCGCUGCUGUGCGGAGUGAAGGCGAACCGAGAGACGGUGGGGCUGGACGCGCGCGCGCGCUUCGAGGACUGCCCGUCCAGCCACACGUCGCGCGUGCCGUCGCUGCUCUACUGGGCCCAACACAAAGGCAUGGCGACAGGCAUCGUGACGAACACACGUGUGACGCACGCGACGCCCGCUGCCCUGUAUGCCCACUCGGCUAGCCGCUACUGGGAGGACGACUCCAAGAUGUCGCCAGCCACGCGAAAGAUCUGCAAGGACAUCGCAAGACAGCUCGUCGAAGACACACCAGGUCGCAAUAUCACGGUGGUGCUGGGCGGCGGGCGGCGACACUGGCUGCCGAGGGAGGCGCGCGAUCCGGAGCUGGACGCUGAGGAGGGCCGCCGGCUGGAUGGCCGCAACCUCAUCGAGGACUGGCUGCGCGACAAGAAGCGGCGCGGCCUGCGCGCUGCCUACGCCUGGAACCGCCAGCAGCUCAACCGGCUGGCGCGCACUCCGCUGGACCACCUCAUAGGACUGUUCGCGUACUCGCACCUGGACUUCGAGGCGGACCGCGACACAGGUCCCGAGGGCGACCCGUCGCUCGCCGAGAUGGCGUUAGCCGCGCUGCAGCUACUGCGCCGCAGCCCCGCCGGAUUCUUCCUCUUCAUAGAAGGCGGGCGCAUCGACCACGCCCACCACUACAACAACGCGUACCGCGCGCUGGACGAGACGCUGGCGCUGGACGCGGCGCUGUCCGCCAUCCUGCCGCUGGUGGACCUGCGCGACACGCUCGUCGUCGUCACAGCCGACCACUCGCACGUGCUCACCAUGGGCGCUCUCAACGCGCCGCGCGGCAACCCCAUACUCGGUGUGGACGGCAAGGUGUCCGACGUGGACUCGCUGGAGUACUCGGUGCUGCUGUACGGCAACGGGCCGGGGUACGCGUCGCCGCGCCUGGCGCCGGCCAACAGCAGCGGCGACCGCAACGCCGUGCACAGCUCGGCCGUGCCGCGCCAGUGGGCGACGCACGCGGGGGAGGACGUGCCCGUGUACGCGGCGGGCCCGCUCGCCACGCGCCUCUUCGCGGGCAGCGUCGACCAGACGUACGUGCCGCACGCCGUCGCCUGGGCCGCCUGCCUGGGCCGCUACGCGUCGCGCUGCACCAACGCCAGCGCCGGCGGCGGCGCGCACGACGCGGAUGGCCCGCCCGGCGCCUGCGACCGCGAGCGGGAGCGCGAUCGCGCCGGCGCCAGCGUCGUCUUCCUGGCGAGCAGCGUGCAGGCGGACGCGUCGGGGCCCGGACACGGACACGGCUCCGGCCCCGCCUCGGGCAGCGGGCCCAGCAUGCACAGGGCGCUGGCCGCGCCCGCGCUGCUGUGGCUCGCCGCCGCCGCCAGGGCGCGCCUCUGAGUAGCGCCACAGCCACCGCUGCCCGGUGGCAACUGAGUCGUGCCGCCUCUUCUCCUUCCCCACCGGAAACACCGUUUCCUCGCUCAGAUUCGUCGCGAAUGCUCUUACUGGAAUUAACGUCAUAAUCGAAUCGUACUUCCUGUUAAUUACCGCGCCCCGCUAGCGACGACGCCCGUUCCUUCGAUUAAUUUUACAGGGACGGCUAUCUCGCGCGAGUUUAAUGCUCGUAAGUGCUACCUUAUUUCCGUGCAAUUUGUUGGCUGCUGAAUGGAAUACACCGGAUUAUUUUGAUUAGAAAACACUUUCCACCUCUAGAGUCAUAGGAAUUUUCCUUUCGUUCCGAGUAUUUUGCGGGUUUUUACGACUGUUUCACAGACUUUCAUAUGUUCUGCUUGGAUCACAAUUUACAAACUUUCACAAUGUGCGCCCUCGAGCAAAACUAUCAAUAUUACGCUGUUGCGAAGACUGUACGUGUUACGCAUGUUAAGCUCGAUCUUACAAACUGUGGAUCACGGGUGUGCCACUAUAGUGCGCGUCACGUCGGAAGGCGCGCUAUGUAGAGAGAGAGACAGCGACAGGAAGCGUGGAGGGGGUGUGACUGCUUACGCGGGGAGACAGAUAGAGGUCUUACCGAGUUCUGACGAGGACAACGACGAAUAAGGUUGCAUUGCCACUCAUGUAUAGCUACGUCUCACUCUUGAGGCGAGCAUUUAUCUUCAUGCAGUGUGACUCGCGGCAUGAUUGCCUGACGUAGACCGUAUCGCAUUGGCUGUCGGGAUUAAUAGAGGGGAGAGGCACGGAACUGUUCAAAAGUGGACCGCCUUGCGACGUUAUGUGGACUAUAAACACAAACAACAUCAAACGAAACUCAAGUUUCCUUACAGCAGACAGCGCAUCGAACACUACUCAGAAAAAGGAAAGAAUAGAGAACUGUAUACAGUGCUCUGUUGACCUGAAAUAUGUAUAUAUGGGGGGGGGGGGGGGGAGAGGGGAGGAAGGAACUGAUUUUAUCAUCUUGUACUGUGUGGUACUACGCCAUAAAUGCGCUCCUCAACUUAUCAGAUUGAAACCCAGAUUUCAUAACAAGAAUUUGUAAUAAACAGACAAAUCGUAUGUGUAAACGAAAAGCACAACAUUGUAUAUGUUCUACAAUUUUUGUGAUGUGUCCAAGACAUCUGAAAUACCUCUGAAGUUUAUUACGGUGGGACCCUUUCCAGAGUCUAUUUUACGUUUUCUGGCACGCCUCUCUACCCUUUGCAUUGUUUCCCUCUUAAAGCGCUGUUCAUUAGAUUGCGUACAAGUUCUCGUGCAAAUUGGGAAAAUAUCAUAAGUACUACACGUAUUCCUGAGCUAUUUAACAGACAAGUGUUGAGAAGAAAAUCGCGGGGCAUCCUGUUUCUAUUUCGAUCAAACGAGAAACUUCAUACGGAUGCAACACCGGUUGGGAGCAUAAUUUGUAAAACUACACUCUUACGUAUAUUUCAAGUAUUAAAAACAACUAACUUAAAACUAAAAUUCUUAUCCCGAAUUUAAUAACGUUGUCUACUCAUAACAAACUAUUCUUGUGGACUGUUAUCAGGAGACCAGGUCACUAGAUCGUGCUGCCAUGCAAUACAGCCUCUAGUUUUCGCUUCUCAAUGGUCGUGUUGUCACCCUUCUGUCAUCAAGUCGCUGUAACAACGCAGACAAUUGGAAUGACUCACACAAAACUUCACUGAGACUACCCAGUUUAAAAGCGAUUAGUAAAAUCGGGAUUACACUCAUCGGGAUGAAAACCCACCUUGCUCAGGCAGACGGAUGAGAUUACACACAAUUAGAGACUGAACGUAACGGAGCUUCAUAAGCAGACACGAGGCUGGAAAUAAAUUAUAUCACAUACUUUGUUGUUUUCCUAGAGUCUAACUUUCUGUAAGAUUGUAUUGUCUCUCAUUCCACAUACUUGACUACUGAAGAUUUUAAUUCAUCUUAGAAAUAGCGGGAGUGAUGGAAGGAAGGAGAGACCCUACAAAGCAAAUCCGUUCCUUGACGCACAGAGAGAUUAUGAGGAAGAACUGCAAGUAUUGCUUCCUUUAAAUGUUGCCUUGAAUUGUGGUCUUCAUUCUGAAAAAUAAUUUGAUGCAGCUCUCCACACAAGUCCAUCCUGUGCAACCCUUUUCAUCUCUGCCAAACUACUGCAACCAACAAGCAUUUGAAUCUGCGUGCUCUAUUCAAGCCUCAGUCUUCCUAUAAAAUUUUUAACCCGUACGCUUCCUCCAUUGUCGAGCUGACGAUUCCAUGAUGCCUCAGGAGCUAUCCUACCACCCGAUCUCUUAUUUUAGUCAAGUUCUGCCACAAAUUUCUUUUCUUCCCGAGUCUGUUUAGUAACUCCUCAUUAGUAAUCCGAUCUAGCCACCUAAUCUUCAGCUUUCCCCUGCAGCAUCACUUUUCAAAAGCUUCUUUUCUCUUCUUGUGUGAAUUGUUUACCGUCCAAGUUUAGCUUCCAUACUGGGCUACUCUCCAGACAAAUACCUUCACAAAAGAUUUCGUAAUAUUUAAAUUUGUAUUCCAUGCUAACAAAUUUAUCUUUUAAUAAAUGCUUUUUCCUGCUAUUGCCAAUUUGCAUUUUAUAUACUCUCCACAUUGAUCAUUGUCACUUAAUUUGCCGCUCUAAAAACGAAACUAAUUUACUACUUUUAGUAUCUCCUUUCCUAAUUUAAUUUCCCAAGCUUCACCUGAUUCCAUUCCACUACAUUACGUUAUGCUCAUUAUGCUUUUGUUAUCUUUUUUUUAGUUAGAUCAGAGGAAAACGUUUCUCGUCGUGAUUUACGUGCUCCAGAAGAAACGCCACUUCUUACCAUUUAUUUAUUUGUUCGUUGACAUUGCCAUAGUUUGAAACUCUCCUGGCUCUUCCUAGGUGUUGGCGUAAAAGUUCAUCGGAGUAAGUAUUAAUUACAUUUGUAGCCUUUCCGUAAGCCAGUGGCGGCUCACUGAGAUGUGGACUGGAUUAAUUUAUAAAUCUACGAAACAUCAAUGUCCUACCUAUCGUACUACCAAUAACCCCCCUUCCCCCUUCGUUGGUCUUUUUGUGCUAAUACCAUCUGCGUCGUAAAGGAAAAAGGUUGAAUUCAAAUUCAGGAGCCUUUCUUCCUGCCUAGGUGACAUUUUAUGCUGAAACAUUUUUAUUGUUGUUAAAAGUUUCCAUGUUGUGGAUGCUACACACACUUUCACAGGUCACUGAAAAUACAUGAAAACUAAGUAAAAUUUAAUUUCAGACGGCCAACAUAAAUAUGGACGUUUCCAUUUUAUUGUCAUGCUGACGUGAUAAUAAGUUGUAACUAUGUAUAUUAUUGCAGGACAAUUUAAAACUUCGUGCGAAAUUUUCUUACAAUGUUUUAGAAAGAAGUACGCAAAUAAAUAACUAAUUUGCGAAAGCUAGUGUCAGGUCCGCAAUCACGAAGAAAGUGUGAGAAAUGAUAUUUAGCAUUAUUUUUACACUUUGCAUCCCUGAACUGAUCUAUACGACUGUAGUGUGUAAUUUCGUACACGAAAUAUUUAAGUGUAUUAAAAUGUUUCUACAGUAUAUUUAUGUACCAAAGAAGAGCAUGAGACAGAGUUUGAAACUGACCCAAUUUGACGUCUGUGUGCAACUAAGUUACAAAGUGGAAAACGAGUAAUAUGUUGCUGUGUUUUUCGUCUCUUUUUGAUGUGACAAUUAAGGUAUUUCUGACGCCCAUUAUCGUCUGAAAUAUUCAUCGUAUUCUCCAUGAUAAGCAGGUUAAUUUUGUCAAUCUUCUCAGUAGAAUAUUUCGUGAAGAAAGGUUUGCUACUAAUUUAGGUUUGCUGAUGCGACUUAUUAAUGUAACAAAAUGGAUUGUUUAAAUUUUAACCUCUUGUCAACUGAUAUGUCGUUAAAACUGGAUGAUUCGCCCCUACCGUAAAGCAGUUAUUGUCUAUAUAAUUUUCUCAAAUCCUCUAUCGUCCAUAGAGUCAUUCCAUUUAGACUUCGCAUUUUACAGGCGCUCUUUCAGGACAAAGCAUCAAAACUCGAGCAAAUGAAUGGUGCCAGCAACCCUUGUCACCGUGUCACAUGACUAAUUAGGGCUCUGACUCUGCCGGUUACAUUCUAACUUAAUGUAGGCUACGUUAAAGCUCUCAGUCCAUUGAUGAUAUCUUUACAUCUCAGACAGUCGCAAUUAGCCAGGUGUGCACAAUCCAAAACAAUUAUCGAAAAAGUCAGUCCAUUCGUAAAUUACGCUGAAAAAUACAGACAGUAAGAAGAAGAAGAAAAGGUAUCCGACGAAAUCUUCUGCUUGGAAAACGAUGUGAAAUUUCUACUUCGACAGACGAAAGAAGUUAUACGUAAAAUAACGGAAUGCAUUUCGCUGAGUUUCGACAGUUACAUCAACAAGUGGAAGAAUUUGUUACAGACAUAUGCCAUUGUGCUGUAACUUGGAGUACGAAUUUGAAUCAAAUUUUGUGUUAUCACCAAUAGAAGAUCUGUAGCAUUACAAAUGCCAGACUUUUACAUGUGGCUUCUUGGAAUGAUGUUUUCUGAGAAACAUAUUGAGACACCUGUAAUCUUCAACGGAAGUUUUCUGCAUCGAUGUUAAAGACCGAAAAUCUUGGUGCUCCACUCAUAGUGAAACAAGUGUUUUAAAUCGAAAUCGAUUCUGUGACUUGUUAUUAAUGUAUAAUAGCCUCUUAAAUUUCUUUAUGCACUUCCUGUAGUACGUCGAAGGAUUAUGGUUUAGGGAUACGAUCUGUUCCUUAUUUUUAUCGUGUGCAAUUAACAUUAAACAUUAAAAUCUCUACAGUACCUUGAUUUCAUUCAUGUUUUUCGCACAAUGCAUAUUUAGGAUUUUUUAAAUAACGUACGUGCUGCCCUCUAAGAAUUCCCCUACUGGGACAAAAACGAAAUUUACGUGGAAGCACAUACUGCAUUGUACUUCUAUUUUAAUGCAAAUUAAAAUGAGAAUUUUUUAAAUUCAGAAUAAAACUGUAUAUUUUCUACUAAAAUAGCGCUAAUAAAAUUUGACUUCUUCUGGUUGGGCACCAGGACCAUGGUAAAAUCAAAAAGAUACAUUUCCGUCAAGAAAUGCUUUUUUGUUUUUUUAUAUCAAUUACAGUUUUAGCAUUCGAAGGUAUAGUGAACGUUCUUCACUGGACUUCCCAUAUGUUCAAAAAAUAACAAAGAAACAACGUGUCCAUUCCGAAGAAAAUGUCGUUGUAGUGUGAUACGCAAAGUGUACAAAUGUCACGAUUUUUCUCUAUCCGAACGAUUUUAAGACUCUAAGACUGAACACAUUAUAAUUACAGAGGAUGGCUCGUUGUUUGGACCAUACGUAGAUUUACAGAAAAGAGAAUAAACACCGUAAUGAAAUUAUGCUAUAAGAAGAGGUAUCCAGAACGUUGCUAAUUUUUUAUGGAACUGACGACAUGAUAAAUUUAUGCCCAACUCCCAAACACUCCUGAAUAAAUGUGACCCCUCUGUAUGUGUACAACGUGUGUAUAAUAAGGAACAAAGGCAACCUAAGCCAGUUCGUUGACAGUGAGCUCCAGUUGUAGUGCAUAACACUUCACGACUUUUACUGGUAUUCGUGUGCACUCUUCUUAAUUACUGACUUUUUCCUGACUACAAGAACUGUCUUUUAAAUCAGUGUAAACUUGUAAUACAUAUUAAAUGUGCAAAUAAAUAUUUGUGU
Molecule: messenger RNA, 7536 nt
Organism: Schistocerca gregaria
Lineage: Eukaryota; Metazoa; Arthropoda; Insecta; Orthoptera; Acrididae
Product: alkaline phosphatase-like
Exons: 8
Coding region: 113-1855 (580 amino acids)
Biological process (GO): dephosphorylation
Molecular function (GO): alkaline phosphatase activity
Source: RefSeq, a predicted model, not a curated record